Molecule: messenger RNA, 972 nt
Organism: Hydractinia symbiolongicarpus
Lineage: Eukaryota; Metazoa; Cnidaria; Hydrozoa; Anthoathecata; Hydractiniidae
Product: V(D)J recombination-activating protein 1-like
Exons: 3
Coding region: 1-972 (323 amino acids)
Molecular function (GO): metal ion binding
Source: RefSeq, a predicted model, not a curated record
AUGGCUGACCCAGAGAGUCAACACAAUAUAUAUUUAACAAAACUGUGUCGAAUUUGUCAGGAGCAUACUGCCUUUAGAAUAGACCUAAAAGGGGACAUUCCAACAGUCAACCCUAGAAAAAUUUGUUUAAAAUGCUACUCUUUAAUGAAAAAUGUGGAAACCAAAAAUACAACACCCAUAUUAAAUGUGAAAUCAUGGUUUCCACAUAAUCCAAGUGACUGUGACACUUGCAAAUUGGGGUCUAUUAAAUCAAGAGGUGGAAAAAAAACCAAAUCUAAAAGUGUGGAAAGACCACCGGAAGAUGGUAGUAUGUGGACACGACACAUGACUGAGGUGUUAUACGAAAAGACUCCGGCAGAUAUCAUACCAAAGAGAUACAGCAGAGAGGAUUUCUCUUGUAAUAAGUCACUGCCAGAACUAAUAUGCUCUUUGUGCAAGGAUAUUCUUAGAAGACCUGUAGGGAUAAUGCCUUGUGAGCACAACUUCUGCUUAGAAUGUUUGGUACCCAAUAUUGAAGGUAGGAGAGAAACGGACUGGAAAUGCCCUCAAUACAAACUGCUUAUAAAAAGCAACCAAAUUAAUCCAUCAAAAAAGAUACAAAAUCUCACAAAAAUGUUAUCGACCAAAUGUAAAAGAUAUGGUCAUUUAUUUAAUUUGGACGAAGAAAAAGAAAAAAAACAGCAUGAGGCAUGGUGCAUCAGUCAAUCUCCAACAAUCAAUGAUGCAAAAUCUGAUGAAGCAGUUUUGCAAAUCAUCAGGAAAAAAAUGGCCGAAUCAAAACUUCCAAAUAAAAGCAUUGUAUUCAAAACAGCUGGUAGAGCAAACACAGGUGUUGACAGAAAAGGUCUAUUCAUUAUAUUCUCCAUUCACAUACGACAUAUCGUUUCUCUGGAAACUAGUUAUGCUUUCUGGUGUUUCAAAAAUGACGUUUGUGUGAAAAAAUUUUCUGGGUGGAAUAUAAUGAAAGCUUGA